Molecule: messenger RNA, 5118 nt
Organism: Symbiodinium natans
Lineage: Eukaryota; Dinophyceae; Suessiales; Symbiodiniaceae
Source: the annotation of a GenBank genome assembly
AUGAACAGCCCGCCGGUGAACUCACUUGGCACGAGCUUGGUGACAUCCUUCAAGCAGGAGUUCCCGAAACUCGUCCAAGAUCCGAAGGUCAAAGCCAUUGUGGUGACGGGAAGCGGCUCGAUGUUCUCCGGUGGACCUGUUGCGACCAGGUUUGCCAUGAUGGUUGCCAUGGGCGAGGCAGAGAUGAGGAAGAACAACCCUGUGGCAGCACUGAGCGAGAUGAUGGACACCAUUGAUGCCUCGCCCAAGACGGUGGUAGCAGCUCUCAAUGGUCCCGCCUUGGGUGGUGGCUGCGAGGUCAGCCUGGCCUGCCACUACAGGGUGGCCACGCCAAAAGCCUCGGUCGGCUUCCCGGAGGUGAACCUGGGAUUGCUCCCGGGCGCGCAGGGCACGCAGCGGCUUCCUCGCGUUGCCGCCCUCCCCGUGGCGCUUCCAAUGAUCUUGCAGGGCCGGCCCAUGAACGCCGAAGCUGCGAAGAAGAACGGCAUCAUCGAUGUGGUUGCAAAGGGAGACGUUGUGGAGGAGGCCGCCGGGUUCGCCCUGUCGCACCCGCCGGCGCCCAUCUCCAAGCGCGAUGUGCCCAAGACCAAUCGCCUCAUGGUCGCGGCUGGAGGCGCGCAAGCGCGCACAAGGGGUGUGCAAGGGGCAAGCAUGAUGGAUCAUGAUGGACUCUGCGGUUGCCGUUCUGGCCGUUGCUUCAUCUUUCCAGGCCUCCAUGCAGCUCUGAACAUGGCCUUCAAUGCACAGCCUUUGAUGGUGGCACCGGCUGGCAUCGUCAAGUGCUUCGAGGCCGCCUGUUCAGGAAAGAGUUUCAAGGAGGGCGUGGCAGUCGAGAUGGAGGAGUUCACGAAGCUGGUCUUCUCUGUGCAGUCAGCUGCUUUGAGACACCUCUUCUUGGCCGAGCGAAUGGCGCAGAAGGUGCCUGGAGUGAACGAGAAGCCGGCACCGCUGAAGAAGAUCGGCAUCCUAGGUGCAGGACUCAUGGGAGGCGGCAUCGCCAUGUGCUUCGUGCAGAAAGGGAUCCCAGUGGUCCUCAAGGAUGCGAAGAAGGAGUGGCUGGAGGAUGGCAUGAAGAAGAUUGAGGGUCUCUGGGGUGGCCAGGCGAAAAGGGGCCGCUUGAGCCAGGACAAGUACAAGCAGUACAUGAGCCUCCUGAAGCCGACGUUAGACUAUGCUGACUUCAAGGAUGUGGACAUGGUCAUUGAGGCAGUCCCUGAAAUCAUGGACCUCAAGAAGGAGGUGUUCCUCGACAUCGAGAAGAACACCAAGCCAGAUGCCCUCAUCUGCACUAACACCAGUGGCCUGAACAUUGAUGACAUCGCGGCCGUGCUGAAGGACCCUAGCCGUGUCAUGGGCACCCACUUCUUCUCCCCAGCCAACGUGAUGCAGCUGCUGGAGAAUAUCCGAACGGCUAAGUCCAGCACCAAAACGUUGGCCACCGGAAUGGCCAUGGGCAAACUGAUCAGCAAGAAAGCCAUCAUGGUAGGCAAUUGCGAUGGCUUCGUGGGCAAUCGAAUGAUUGCGCCAUAUGCCGGGGAGGCGAAGAUGGUUCUGGAGGAAGGCAUGGCCAUGGGUCCCAUGGCAUUGGGCGAUUUGGUGGGCCAAGAGCUUUUCUGGAAGCAGCGCAAGGCGGCCGGCGACAUGAAGAAGCAGACCAAGACGUACUAUGGCCCCUAUGAGCUGACGGACUGGCUGUGUGAGCAGGGCCGAUUUGGCCUGAAGACGCCUGACCCGAAGAUCAAGGCCAACGGCCGUGGCGUCUUCAUCCACCGUGGCCGCAGCAAGGAGGCGCGUGACGGUCAGCACAGCCGCGUGCUUCCCAGGGCACCGGGGCACCAGUGCCCGGUGGAUCCCGAGGUCAUCGCCAAGCUGGAUGAGGUUCGCAAGAUGAAGGGCAUGACGCCCCGGGCCGUUUCCGACGAGGAGACCCUGCACCUUUCCCGCUGCUCGAGCCCUUUCGAGCCCGUUCAAUGUGCGGUUCUGUCUCCCCGUCUCCACUGUUCCUAUGGUCCUAUGGUCCUAUGGUCCUAUCCACUUCUUAGGGCUUUGGGUCUCACCAUCGCUACGGCACGAGAGGAGAUUUGCGAGAGGCUCUUCUUCUCGAUGAUCAAUGAGGGCUUCAAGAUCCUCGAGGAAGGAUACGUGGCUCGGUCCUCGGACAUCGACCUGGCCUACAUCUACGGAUAUGGCUUCCCCCCUGCCAAGGCAGGCAAUUGCAUCCGCAUGCAUCCGCUGAUGUCGCUCAUCGGUGGCCCCAUGUUCUACGCCGAGAACUACGCUGGCUUCAAGAAGAUCCUGGAGCGCGUGCAGUACUACAACCAGCAGGCCAAGGUGGGGAGCGCAGAAAGUCGCUGGGGUGUAGGCAUGGACACCUUGGGUCAUGUUGGGUCUUUUGUUGCAGCGUCAAGUUUAACACAGUGUGCGCCCUACAUUACAGAUUACGUCGAGUACGUUCUUCAGUCCGAUGACGCCUUCAAAGGCGGCAAUGGUUUGCCCACCCACUAUGCAACUUUGCAUCAACGUGACAUGCUAUCAAACUCUUUCGGCGCUACGACAACAUCUGGCAGCUAUGCAGAAUGGGAGCGCUUCACCAAGAACUCCAACUACCUGCCGAUCGACUACUUUGAGCCGUCCAAGCUUUUGGAGGCAUGCGCAGCCAAGGAAGGGACCAAGGUGUUCCCUGGCCAGACGCUGAUUGAUGUGGUCCUGGCCGAGUUCCGCAAGAAGGGUUCUGCCCCUGGUGAUGGAUUCAUCGAGUCCGCAGAUUUGAAGUGGUUGGAUGUGCAGCAGAAGUCGAUACCCACCAUGUCGGCCUCCAUUACCGUCCGUCCUGAUGGAGUUGGCGUCAUCACCAUGAACAGCCCGCCGGUGAACUCACUUGGCACGAGCUUGGUGACAUCCUUCAAGCGCUUUGCCUUACCAGUAGGGAUGGUUAGUGGAGUUGGGGAUCCCGACUGGGUCAAAGCCAUUGUGGUGACGGGAAGCGGCUCGAUGUUCUCCGGUGGUGCUGAGAUCACGGAGUUGCUGAAAGCUGCAAGCAGGGAGGGGGAAACAGGCAGAGAUGAGGACCUUGUGCUGAGAGCUUUGAGCCAGGGAGAUGUUGGAGUGACCCUCUUGAGUGCUGAAGUUCUGCUGAAGGACACCAUUGAUGCCUCGCCCAAGACGGUGGUAGCAGCUCUCAAUGGUCCCGCCUUGGGUGGUGGCUGCGAGGUCAGCCUGGCCUGCCACUACAGGGUGGCCACGCCAAAAGCCUCGGUCGGCUUCCCGGAGGUGAACCUGGGAUUGCUCCCGGGCGCGCAGGGCACGCAGCGGCUUCCUCGCGUUGCCGCCCUCCCCGUGGCGCUUCCAAUGAUCUUGCAGGGCCGGCCCAUGAACGCCGAAGCUGCGAAGAAGAACGGCAUCAUCGAUGUGGUUGCAAAGGGAGACGUUGUGGAGGAGGCCGCCGGGUUCGCCCUGUCGCACCCGCCGGCGCCCAUCUCCAAGCGCGAUGUGCCCAAGACCAAUCGCCUGAUGGUCGCGGCUGGAGGCCUCCAUGCAGCUCUGAACAUGGCCUUCAAUGCACAGCCUUUGAUGGUGGCACCGGCUGGCAUCAUCAACUGCUUCGAGGCCGCCUGUUCAGGAAAGAGUUUCAAGGAGGGCGUGGCAGUCGAGAUGGAGGAGUUCACGAAGCUGGUCUUCUCUGUGCAGUCAGCUGCUUUGAGACACCUCUUCUUGGCCGAGCGAAUGGCGCAGAAGGUGCCUGGAGUGAACGAGAAGCCGGCACCGCUGAAGAAGAUCGGCAUCCUAGGUGCAGGACUCAUGGGAGGCGGCAUCGCCAUGUGCUUCGUGCAGAAAGGGAUCCCAGUGGUCCUCAAGGAUGCGAAGAAGGAGUGGCUGGAGGAUGGCAUGAAGAAGAUUGAGGGUCUCUGGGGUGGCCAGGCGAAAAGGGGCCGCUUGAGCCAGGACAAGUACAAGCAGUACAUGAGCCUCCUGAAGCCGACGUUAGACUAUGCUGACUUCAAGGAUGUGGACAUGGUCAUUGAGGCAGUCCCUGAAAUCAUGGAGCUCAAGAAGGAGGUGUUCCUCGACAUCGAGAAGAACACCAAGCCAGAUGCCCUCAUCUGCACUAACACCAGUGGCCUGAACAUUGAUGACAUCGCGGCCGUGCUGAAGGACCCUAGCCGUGUCAUGGGCACCCACUUCUUCUCCCCAGCCAACGUGAUGCAGCUGCUGGAGAAUAUCCGAACGGCUAAGUCCAGCACCAAAACGUUGGCCACCGGAAUGGCCAUGGGCAAACUGAUCAGCAAGAAAGCCAUCAUGGUAGGCAAUUGCGAUGGCUUCGUGGGCAAUCGAAUGAUUGCGCCAUAUGCCGGGGAGGCGAAGAUGGUUCUGGAGGAAGGUGCCAGCAUUGAGCAGGUGGAUAACGCUGCUCAAAAGUUUGGCAUGGCCAUGGGUCCCAUGGCAUUGGGCGAUUUGGUGGGCCAAGAGCUUUUCUGGAAGCAGCGCAAGGCGGCCGGCGACAUGAAGAAGCAGACCAAGACGUACUAUGGCCCCUAUGAGCUGACGGACUGGCUGUGUGAGCAGGGCCGAUUUGGCCUGAAGACGCCUGACCCGAAGAUCAAGGCCAACGGCCGUGGCGUCUUCAUCCACCGUGGCCGCAGCAAGGAGGUGGAUCCCGAGGUCAUCGCCAAGCUGGAUGAGGUUCGCAAGAUGAAGGGCAUGACGCCCCGGGCCGUUUCCGACGAGGAGAUUUGCGAGAGGCUCUUCUUCUCGAUGAUCAAUGAGGGCUUCAAGAUCCUCGAGGAAGGAUACGUGGCUCGGUCCUCAGACAUCGACCUGGCCUACAUCUACGGAUAUGGCUUCCCCCCUGCCAAGGGUGGCCCCAUGUUCUACGCCGAGAACUACGCUGGCUUCAAGAAGAUCCUGGAGCGCGUGAAGUACUACAACCAGCAGGCCAAGGAGCGCUUCACCAAGAACUCCAACUACUUGCCGAUCGACUACUUUGAGCCGUCCAAGCUUUUGGAGGCAUGCGCAGCCAAGGAAGGGACCAAGGUGUUCCCUGGCCAGACGCUGAUUGAUGUGGUCCUGGCCGAGUUCCGCAAGAAGGGUUCUGCCCCUGGCCCGUUUGCGAAGCUUUGA